AUGAGUAAACAAUUUAGACUAUUCAACACCUCACUACUUAGAGACUCAAAGAAUGUAGUCGUAGGAACAUCGCCAUCCACCACUGCCACCAACAACACUCAUCAAUACAAUAUACGUGUUCUCAACUCGUUGAAGAUAUCAAACUAUAUAAAGUGGCAGAACCAACGAUCACUCUGCAACACCACCAACAACAUUAACUUCAAGAGACACUUUAACAACACCAACACCAACAACAACACAUUUACAUCAAAGCGCAUCAUUGACUCUGCCACCGAACGCCAACGAGGUUACCGAUUCUUUUCCUCGUCUUUUACCCAACAACAACAACAACAACAACACAACUAUCAUCACUAUCGCUUCAACAACAGUAACAACGGUUUCCGAUUUAACAGUGGAAAGCAACAACAACAACAAAGUAAUAAUAACAACUCCAAUAACAACAAUAACUCAAACAAGUCAAAGACUCACCUCGGUGUGUUGCUCUCCCCAACUCUACUAGCGUCCAACCAUCAGUUGCUCUCUGAGAUUGAAUGCGUCAACGACCCAACCGCUGUUACCACUGCUGCCAACGCCUCCCUCUUCAAAGGACUCUUUGCUGGUGCCUUUGAGAAGGUCUCUGUCAACAACACCUCCUCCAGUGACGCUGUCUUGGAGGCCAAUGAGGACAGUGAGGACUUGCCAUCAGCCAACGAAACCAAAUGCCAAGAGGCAGAGGAGGCCACCACUGAGGAGGACGAUAAUGCCGCCACCACCGACAGCAAGCAAGAGCUGCUAGCAAUGUCUGCACUGCAAUCACCAGGUACCCGCUUCAGUGACCAGGCCACCAAUGCCCUCGACUCUAGCAACGAAGAGAGUAACGCAUCUUCGUCUCACGGCCUCCACUUUGACUCGGGUAUCUGUGUAAUCCCCCACCCAAACAAACGACACAAGGGUGGUGAGGACGCUAACUUUAUCAGCAACGACCGCAAGGUACUUGGUGUGGCCGACGGUGUUGGAGGAUGGGGCGACGUUGGAGUCGAUCCAAGCCUCUACUCAAACAACCUAAUGGAGGGAUCCAAGUUGGCCACUAACGACACGAGUGCCAAUCGCCAUCCAGUGGACAUCAUGGAGAAGGGAUAUAUCUACUCUCAGGACAUCAAGGGAAGCAGCACAUGUUGCAUCGUAGUGCUCGAGGACGACAUGCUCACCUCUGCCAACCUGGGUGACAGUGGCUAUCUCGUCAUCCGUGGCGUAGACAUCAUCUUUAGAACUCGUGAGCAGCAGCACGCCUUCAACAUGCCCUUCCAGUUGGGUACCCAGUCAAUUGACCGUCCCACCCACUCUGUCGUGACGGCACUUACCGUGGAGGAGGGAGAUAUAAUUGUCGUGGGCACCGACGGUGUCUUUGACAACCUAUUCGACGACGAGAUUUGCCGCAUCGCCAUCAAGUACCGUGACAGCCCAAAGAGACUGGCCAGGAUGAUCGCGGCACGUGCCUACGAGGUAGCAAAGUCUACCACAGCCUUCACACCGUUUGCCAAGAACGCUGGACUCAACGGAUAUUUCUAUAACGGAGGAAAGUUGGACGACAUCACAGUGAUUGCUGCUGUUGUCUCCACUGGUCCCACCAAGCCAUUGGUAUCUGACAUCAUCCUUGAUGAUGAUGAACUCUUGUUCUCCGACAACGAAGAGUGUCAAUAA
This is a messenger RNA of Acytostelium subglobosum LB1, 1680 nucleotides long. RefSeq lists its product as hypothetical. The coding region runs from base 1 to 1680 and encodes 559 amino acids. Lineage: Eukaryota; Evosea; Eumycetozoa; Acytosteliales; Acytosteliaceae. The transcript has a single exon. The record is from RefSeq and is a predicted model, not a curated record.